AUGACGGCGCGUGAUAAAAGCAAGGUGAACCCGGUGUUCUCGCUGACGUCGGGCACACUGGCCGGCGCGGUUGAGGGUUUUGCGACGUACCCAAUUGAGUACACCAAGACGGUGUCGCAGUUUUCGGCUAAGCCGGGCGAGAAGCCGCCGCAUCCGUUCGUGGUUGUGCGCCAGACGGUCGCGAAGCACGGGAUCACGGGCCUGUACAGUGGGUGUGGUGCACUCGUGGCUGGGAAUGCACUCAAGGCUGGUGUGCGGUUCCUGUCGUAUGACCAUUUUAAGGACAUGCUCAAGAACGAGGAGGGUAAGUUGACGGCCCCCCGCAGCCUGCUCGCGGGUCUGGGUGCCGGCAUGAUGGAGGCCAUCUUUGCGGUGACGCCGUCCGAGACGAUCAAGUACGCAGUGCCGACUCACGCAGAACGAAGCUGA
Malassezia sympodialis ATCC 42132 is the source of this 429-nucleotide messenger RNA. RefSeq lists its product as uncharacterized. The transcript has 2 exons. NCBI's taxonomy places the organism in Eukaryota, Fungi, Basidiomycota, Malasseziomycetes, Malasseziales, Malasseziaceae. The coding region runs from base 1 to 429 and encodes 142 amino acids. Gene Ontology annotation, molecular function: citrate secondary active transmembrane transporter activity. The record is from RefSeq and is a predicted model, not a curated record. Gene Ontology annotation, cellular component: mitochondrion. Gene Ontology annotation, biological process: mitochondrial citrate transmembrane transport.